This is a messenger RNA of Vicia villosa (hairy vetch), 816 nucleotides long. Its product is annotated as transcription factor MYB14-like. The transcript is spliced from 3 exons. The coding region runs from base 33 to 758 and encodes 241 amino acids. Lineage: Eukaryota; Viridiplantae; Streptophyta; Magnoliopsida; Fabales; Fabaceae. The record is from RefSeq and is a predicted model, not a curated record.
CAUUAAAAAAGAAUUAAUAGUAGUAAGAGAAUAUGGUGAGAAAUACAUGUGGUGAGAAAAACGGAUUGAGAAAAGGCAAGUGGACUCCUGAAGAAGACAACAAGUUAAUUGCUUAUGUAACUAGAUAUGGCUCUUGGAAUUGGCGACAACUACCUAAAUUUGCAGGUCUUGAAAGGUGUGGAAAGAGUUGUAGACUAAGGUGGUUGAACUAUUUAAGACCAGAUCUCAAAAGAGGGAACUUUACUCAACAAGAAGAAGAGACUAUCAUCAAGCUUCAUGAAAAACUGGGUAAUAGAUGGAGAGUGAUUGCUGCAAAUUUACCAGGGAGAACAGAUAACAAGAUAAAGAAUCAUUGGCACACCAACUUGAAAAAGCGUUUUAUAAAAAAUAAAAAGCCAGACACUAAACAUGAAACAGGAACCUCCAAAGACACAAAUUCAAAUAAUCACCCUACAAUGGAAGAAGCCAAGAAACUUGAAGGAGCAUUAGAAAACAAUAGUGUUCCAAAUAAUACAAAUCCAGUGUCUUCAACCCCAUCUUCAAGUGGAUUCUCUUCCAUAACAAUGGAUACUGCAGCAAAGCUUCCUUUUAUGGAUGCAUACGUGGAUGUUUUCAGUGAUAGUUUCUGGACAGAACCAUAUAUGAUGGACAAUUCAUAUGUCCCUCCAAAUGAAGAAACUACAUUAUUAUCUGUCUGGUGUGAAAAUCAAUACUUCAAUCAUGUGUACGAUGAACAACUUUGGAGCCAUGGACAAUAAAUCAUUAUAGUAUGUCGGGGUUUGCAUUACUUUUUUGGUAAUGCCGUUUAGUUAAUAA